Messenger RNA from Carya illinoinensis, 468 nucleotides. RefSeq lists its product as uncharacterized. The transcript has 2 exons. NCBI's taxonomy places the organism in Eukaryota, Viridiplantae, Streptophyta, Magnoliopsida, Fagales, Juglandaceae. The record is from RefSeq and is a predicted model, not a curated record. The coding region runs from base 1 to 468 and encodes 155 amino acids.
AUGGCAGAAACCAAGAUUAGCCUGAAGCUUGUGAUAGACGAGAAGAGAAACCGAGUGCUCCUCGCUGAAGUCGGCAAGGACUUUGUUGAUUUCCUCUUAGAAGCCUUCACUUUGCCGGUCGUGACUGUCGCGCGCUUCCUGAAAAAUGAAGACUUGGCAGGCAGCUUGCAAAGCCUCUACAAUAGCAUUGAAAACCUAAGUGACUCUUUCAUCCAACUAGGACGAAGCAAAGAUUUGGUGUUAAGACCCAAAUUAGUAACGUCUAGAGAUACAGGCUCCCUCAUGCCAAGGGUCGAUCACUGUGCGUUCUUGAAAUUAUAUCGGUGUUUGAAGUCGAACUGCUAUUGCCAUGGUUCUAGAAGAGAUAAGAGCUCUAAAAAUGCCAGUAGCUCUGCACGUCGGUCCACAGUGUCAAAUGCCAAGUUCAAAGUUGAUAAGUUUGAUAGAACAAACAACUUCGGCAUGUGA